AUGAGUCUAUGGCACUGCGGGACUCACCUGGACAUCUCUGACCAGAGUCUUGCCCAGCCCAAAGUGCAGUUUGGAAGUUUCCUGGCUCUGUCAAGUGACUGCACAGAAGCAAAGCGGCUUUGCCUGGAAGACUCUGUCUGUAAUACCACCUACCAGACCCUGGAAAACUGCUCGAGUGCCAAGACUCAUCCCAUCUCCCUGGACCAUGAUGCCAGGGCAAAGUGCCUGGAUGCUGAGCUGGCCAUCAGAAGCAGCCCUCUACUGCGCUGCAAGUGUCGCCGGCGCAUGAGGAGACAGGAGCACUGUCUGCGCAUCUACUGGACUGUUCACUCCAGCCUGAUGCAUGGGUAUAUGAAUAUGGAGACUUCUCCCUACAAGGAUCCAGCCAAUAAAGAACCCAAGAAGAUGGACUACAACAGGCUGGCAGCUCUGGUUUCAGACUCAAAUCUAGCAGGGGACAACACAAAUCACUGCCUGAAAGCAACUCACAUCUGCAGCAUGAAUAAGAAGUGCGUCCGAUGGCGUACCGCAUAUGCUUCCAUCUGCACCAGGGGGGCGGAGGCUGGGGAGACCUGUAACCGGCUCAUGUGCCACAAAGGGCUGCGACAUUUCUUUGAGAAGGUCCACGAGGAUUUCACCAAGAGGCUGCUGUUCUGCCCCUGUGAAAAUGAGGUCUGUGGGGAGCGACGCCGGAAAGCCAUUGUCCCAGAGUGCUCCUUUCAGGAGAGCAUCAAACCCAACUGCCUCUCUCUCUGGCAUGCCUGUGUCCAAGACAAUAUUUGCAAAUCCCGACUGGCUGAUUUCCAACACAACUGCCAGCCUGCAGACGCGUCCCCAGAUGGCUGCCCUCAGCACACCCAUGCUGCAUGCCUGCAGGCUUACCUGGGGAUGAUUGGUACCCACAUGACACCAAACUACAUCAGUAACUCUAGUGUGGCCAUUUCGCUGUGGUGUACGUGUGAGAGCAGUGGCAACCAGAAGGAGGAGUGUGACCAGAUACUCGGCAUGUUCAUCAGCAACAAAUGCCUCAAAAACACAAUCCAGUCCCAGAUGCAUCUGAAUCACACAACUCAGGAGGGGCAGGCAGAACUGUCUUACACACCUUCUCAAAGCAUCCAGGGGAGAAGCACUAGCACUUCACUUGCUUCAGGAAUGAUCCAGGAGAUGAAGGUGAAGACCAAUGAAGACAUCUCUGAACACAGCAGCUUGCCCAGGGCCUCCUCUGUGUAUUCUGGAGCCCGGCUUUCCUGGCCCUGCCCAGUUUUGCUGCUGCUGCCGCUGCUGCUCAGCCCACGCUAGCCUGACAAACUGUGACCGCCCCACCCUGCGAUUAUUCUCACUCUGCACCCUGACAUUUUCAUACUCGCUCACCCUGGGGGACUGAGGAGCUCCAGAGAAGAGGGAUGCAGUCUCAGCCCACAACAGGAUGCACUGCAAGCCCCCCGCUCGCCCUUACAUCCUGCUCCAGGACUGAUCCUCCUGCAGCUAGAGCUGCAGGGGCCUGCUCUCCAGCACCAUCACCAUCACCUCUCCUCGCCAUUAGCACUGCCAGGAAAAGCAGCCAGUCAGGAGACACGGGGGCACUUCGCAAAACUUCUGGAUGUUGCUAGAACGUGCAGCGUGUUUGCUUUCUGACUGAAGAGGAAGGAGAGGCGCCUGCAGGAACC
Alligator sinensis (Chinese alligator) is the source of this 1667-nucleotide messenger RNA. RefSeq names its product GDNF family receptor alpha 3 (gene GFRA3). Gene Ontology annotation, molecular function: signaling receptor activity. The transcript is spliced from 8 exons. NCBI's taxonomy places the organism in Eukaryota, Metazoa, Chordata, Crocodylia, Alligatoridae. The record is from RefSeq and is a predicted model, not a curated record. Bases 1 to 1299 code for a protein of 432 amino acids. Gene Ontology annotation, cellular component: external side of plasma membrane; signaling receptor complex. Gene Ontology annotation, biological process: nervous system development.